Stereum hirsutum FP-91666 SS1 is the source of this 1233-nucleotide messenger RNA. RefSeq names its product glycoside hydrolase. Gene Ontology annotation, biological process: glucan catabolic process. The transcript is spliced from 4 exons. Gene Ontology annotation, molecular function: beta-glucosidase activity. NCBI's taxonomy places the organism in Eukaryota, Fungi, Basidiomycota, Agaricomycetes, Russulales, Stereaceae. The record is from RefSeq and is a predicted model, not a curated record. The coding region runs from base 1 to 591 and encodes 196 amino acids.
AUGCACGAGCUUUAUGUCUGGCCAUUCGCUGAAGCCAUGAACGCCGGUGUCGGUUCCAUCAUGUGCAGCUACAACAAGGAGGAACUCGACUUCCAAGGCUUCGUCGUCUCUGACUGGGCAGCCAUGAUCAACGGCGUCCGAUCCGCGCUUGCCGGCACAGACAUGAACAUGCCAGGUUUCAUGGCCUACGGCCAGCCCGACGAACCCAAUCCCGACCAGACUAGCUCAUCCUGGUGGGGCUCCGCGCUCAUAGAAUCGGUCAAGAAUGUUUCCGUUCCCGCUGCUAGGGUGCAGGAUAUGGUCGAGAGGACGAUGGCGGCGUAUUUCAGGUUGGGACAGGACUCCCCUCAUUAUCCGGAGGUGAACUUCAGCUACUUGACCGAGGAGACGGAGUUGAAUGGCGUGGUGGUCAACGAGCAUGUUAACAUGCAAGGAGACCAUUAUAAAGUCAUCCGCGAGAUCGGCGCGGCGAGCACUGUGCUCCCGAAGAACACCAACGAUACCUUGCCUCUCAACGUCGACAAAAUCAAACGCCUACUCAUCGUGGGUUCUGACGCCGGGUGCCGCAGAUCGUGUACAACGAGACGUUGAACAUUGACUAUAGGAGGGUUCACUCUUUUCCGGAUUCGUUCAACGUACAAAGACUGAAUAUUGUUAUGUUGUGCAGGCACUUUGACGCGAACAACAUCGAUUCCCGCUUUGAGUUCGGUUUCAGUCUCUCGUACACUACGUUCGAGUACAUCGGCCUCAAUAUCGUCCUCUCGUCGGGCCACAGCCGCAGACAAUUGGCCUCUUCGUCCAUCUCCGCUCUGCCCUUGCCCCCCUCAGCCCUCUCUUCCUCUCUUCCGUCGGUUUCAGCGUCUUCUUCGGUAGUUUCGACGGACUGCGUUGUCACCUCCACGGGCAGCUUGUUCUCUUCUGUUAGUGCUACCGCUACCUCCACUGACAUGUCGUUCUCCGUCAACGCCACAACCUUCUCUGCCACCUCGACGUCCUCGUCCCCCCAGCAAUGUCACGUCAACGGGAUGAUAGGCAGGAUGAGACAAUGAGACAGAGGUGCCGACGACGAGAUGUGUCACCUAGACCGGGCCUAACCGGAUGACGCGACGCGUCAAAUCCUACCGCGUCCUUUAGGCGUACCAUACUCUAGGAUUGUUUCCUGUAAACCAUACGGGUGAAUUGAACCCCUGGAAACACUCACUGGCCGUCCAAAACAAUCUCGAAUACGCACUG